CUCCUUCCCGCUCCCCACCCCCAAACCCUCUCACCCGCGGCAGUCCGGUGCGAGGCCCCUCCGGAAGGCGAGGGGAAUGGAUCGGACUCUGGUGGGGAAGGCGGGUGUCUAGAAGGGGUGCUAAUGGGAAGAGCUUUCUGGUUUCAAACGAGGAUGCUCUGCCGCCGAGAGCCGCUCGCUCGCUGGCCUGGGCUCUAGCCGAGGAGAGAUCCCGGGAGAACUCCAGAGCUCCGGGGAGCGCUCCUCGGAGCCCCGGCUCAACAUGCCUGUUCGCAGGGGGCAUGUGGCACCACAAAACACGUUUUUGGGGACCAUCAUACGGAAAUUUGAAGGGCAAAAUAAAAAAUUUAUCAUUGCAAAUGCCAGAGUGCAGAACUGUGCCAUCAUCUACUGCAAUGAUGGGUUCUGCGAGAUGACUGGCUUCUCCAGGCCAGAUGUCAUGCAGAAGCCGUGCACCUGCGACUUUCUCCAUGGGCCCGAGACCAAGAGGCAUGAUAUUGCCCAAAUUGCCCAGGCCUUGCUGGGGUCAGAAGAGAGGAAAGUGGAGGUCACCUACUAUCACAAAAAUGGGUCUACUUUCAUUUGUAACACUCACAUAAUUCCAGUGAAGAACCAAGAGGGUGUGGCUAUGAUGUUCAUCAUUAAUUUCGAAUACGUGACAGAUGAGGAAAAUGCCGCCUCCCCAGAGAGGGUAAACCCCAUAUUACCAGUCAAAACUGUAAACCGGAAACUUUUUGGGUUCAAGUUUCCUGGUCUGAGAGUUCUCACCUACAGAAAGCAGUCCUUGCCCCAAGAAGACCCUGAUGUGGUAGUAAUCGAUUCAUCUAAACACAGCGAUGAUUCAGUUGCCAUGAAGCACUUUAAGUCUCCGACAAAAGAAAGCUGCAGCCCCUCUGAAGCAGAUGAUACAAAAGCCUUGAUACAGCCUAGCAAAUGUUCCCCAUUGGUGAAUAUAUCUGGACCUCUUGACCAUUCUUCUCCCAAGAGGCAAUGGGACAGACUCUAUCCUGACAUGCUGCAGUCAAGUUCCCGGCUGACUCAUUCCAGAUCUAAAGAAAGCAUUUGUAGUAUACGGAGGGCAUCUUCCGUACACGACAUAGAAGGGUUCAGUGUCCACCCUAAGAACAUUUUUAGAGACAGGCAUGCCAGUGAAGACAAUGGUCGCAAUGUCAAAGUUUCACGUUCCUGGAUGGCAGGGGGGCCUUUUAAUCAUAUCAAGUCAAGCCUCCUGGGUUCCACAUCGGAUUCAAACCUCAACAAAUACAGCACCAUUAACAAGAUUCCACAGCUCACUCUGAAUUUUUCAGAUGUCAAAACUGAAAAAAAGAAUACGUCACCUCCUUCUUCAGAUAAAACCAUUAUUGCACCCAAGGUUAAAGAUCGGACACACAAUGUGACAGAGAAAGUUACCCAGGUUCUCUCAUUGGGAGCAGAUGUCCUGCCAGAAUAUAAACUGCAAACACCACGCAUCAACAAGUUUACAAUAUUGCACUACAGCCCCUUCAAGGCAGUCUGGGAUUGGCUUAUUCUGCUGUUGGUCAUUUACACGGCUAUAUUCACUCCCUAUUCUGCAGCAUUUCUCCUCAAUGACAGAGAAGAGCAGAAAAGACGAGAAUGUGGCUAUUCUUGUAGCCCUUUGAAUGUGGUAGACUUGAUUGUAGAUAUCAUGUUUAUCAUAGAUAUUCUAAUAAACUUCAGAACAACAUAUGUAAAUCAGAAUGAAGAAGUGGUAAGUGAUCCCGCCAAAAUAGCAAUACACUACUUCAAAGGCUGGUUCCUGAUUGACAUGGUUGCAGCAAUUCCUUUUGACUUGCUGAUUUUUGGAUCAGGUUCUGAUGAGACAACAACCUUAAUUGGUCUCUUGAAGACUGCUCGACUCCUCCGUCUAGUGCGAGUAGCCAGGAAGCUGGACCGAUAUUCAGAAUAUGGCGCUGCUGUUCUAAUGCUGUUAAUGUGCAUAUUUGCCCUGAUUGCUCACUGGCUGGCUUGCAUUUGGUAUGCAAUUGGGAAUGUAGAAAGGCCAUAUCUGACUGACAAAAUUGGAUGGUUGGAUUCCUUAGGACAACAAAUUGGGAAACGAUACAAUGACAGUGACUCAAGUUCUGGACCAUCCAUUAAAGACAAAUACGUCACAGCACUUUAUUUUACCUUCAGCAGUUUAACCAGUGUAGGAUUCGGGAAUGUGUCUCCAAACACCAAUUCGGAGAAAAUCUUUUCAAUCUGUGUCAUGUUGAUUGGCUCACUAAUGUACGCAAGCAUUUUUGGGAAUGUAUCUGCAAUUAUCCAAAGACUAUAUUCGGGAACUGCCAGGUACCACAUGCAGAUGCUGAGAGUUAAAGAGUUCAUUCGCUUUCACCAAAUCCCCAACCCUCUGAGGCAACGGCUUGAGGAGUAUUUCCAGCAUGCAUGGACGUACACCAAUGGCAUUGACAUGAACAUGGUCCUAAAGGGUUUCCCAGAAUGCUUACAAGCUGACAUUUGUCUGCAUCUCAACCAGACUUUGCUGCAAAACUGCAAAGCCUUUCGGGGGGCAAGUAAAGGUUGCCUUAGAGCGUUGGCAAUGAAAUUCAAGACCACCCAUGCACCUCCAGGAGACACACUUGUUCACUGUGGGGACGUACUCACUGCACUUUAUUUCCUGUCCAGAGGUUCCAUCGAAAUCCUCAAAGAUGACAUUGUGGUAGCUAUUCUGGGAAAAAAUGAUAUAUUUGGAGAAAUGGUCCAUCUUUAUGCCAAACCUGGAAAGUCUAAUGCAGAUGUAAGAGCUCUCACAUACUGUGACUUACAUAAGAUUCAACGAGAAGACUUGUUAGAGGUUUUGGAUAUGUAUCCUGAGUUUUCUGAUCACUUUCUAACAAAUCUAGAGUUGACUUUCAAUCUAAGACAUGAAAGUGCAAAGGCUGAUCUUUUACUACGAUCACAAUCCAUGAAUGAUUCUGAUGGAGACAACUGUAAACUACGAAGAAGGAAAUUAUCAUUUGAAAGUGAAGGAGACAGAGAUUUUGGCAAAGAAAACAGUACAAAUGAUCCUGAAGACUCUGAGGAUACCAUAAGACAUUAUCAGAGUUCGAAGAAACACUUUGAAGAGAAGAAAAGCCGGUCGUCAUCUUUCAUCUCCUCCAUUGAUGAUGAACAAAAACCACUCUUCUCAGGAAUCUUAGAUUCCUCUCCGGGGAUGGGGAAAGCAACUGGGCUCACUUUUGAGGAAACAGUGCCCACUUCAGGAAGAAUUCACAUAGAAAGAAAAAGUCACUCUUGCAAAGAUAUCACUGAUACGCGAAGCUGGGAACAAGAAAAUGCCCAGACUCAGCCAGAAGAGUCCAGUCCCUCAGCACUUCAACGAGCUGCCUGGGGCAUCUCUGAAACCGAAAGUGACCUCACCUAUGGGGAAGUGGAGCAAAGAUUAGAUUUGCUUCAAGAACAGCUUAACAGACUUGAAUCCCAAAUGACAGCUGACAUCCAGACCAUCUUACAGUUACUGCAGAAACAAACCACGGUGGUCCCCCCAGCCUACAGUAUGGUAACUGCAGGAGCAGAGUAUCAGAGACCCAUCCUUCGCCUGAUGCGAACCAGUCAUCCUGGAGCAUCUAUCAAGACUGACCGAAGUUUCAGCCCGUCCUCACAAUGUCCUGAAUUUCUAGACCUUGAAAAAUCUAAACUUAAAUCCAAAGAAUCCCUCUCAAGAGGCAUGCAUCUGAACACAGCUUCAGAAGACAACUUGACUUCACGUUUAAAACAAGAUGGUGACCUCUCUCUAGAGCUGCACCUGCGGCAAAGAAAAACUUUCCUUCAUCCUGUUAGGCAUCCAUCUUUACCAGAUUCAUCCCUAAGCACUGUAGGAAUCUUGGGUCUUCAUAGGCAUGUUUCUGAUCCGGGUCUUCCGGGGAAAUAAUCAUUUUGUACUAUUAACUCCACAUACAAUGUAAGUGCUUUUAAUGGCUGUUUUCCUUUUUGUAUUUAAAUCCUCUCUACUUGACUCAGGGGCUCACAAGGUACCAUUAUAUGCAAAAGUACUGUAUAUUUUCCUAAAUUGAAGCUUGUAUGGUAACACUGAGCAGUUAGUAUGUAAAUAUAUAUAAGAACUUUUGGUUCCAAAUGUUAAAACUGCCAGAACCUCAAGGCACCUUAUUUUUUAUUUUUAUUUUUUAAAUCAUGUGCAUGUUAGGAAACUCCAAUUUCUCUUGCAUGGAGACUCCUAUUUAUUGCUUUUACUAAACCAGUACUUUGUUAUGAAAAUGCCUUCCAAGCAAAUGAGAAACCAAGGGAUAAAACUGUUCCUGGAGGCUACUCAAUGAUCUUCCACUCAUGGAAGCUUCAGGGGGGAUAAAAGGAAUGUAGUCACUUCUGAAAAUAGAUAUCCUCCUCUAUUGAGAUGUUUAUGGUUAUUUACAUUCAUUCAUCCACAUUACAAUUAAAAAGUACAAUGUUUGAGAGUUGUAAAUCUUGCUCAGUAAAGGAGGCCAUCUGCAAAAAAACUGAAGGGGAGAAAACACAAAUUUUACUCAACCAUCAUAAAUUCGUAGACCUCUGCAGCAAAAGACAGAUUAAUAAGAGAAUAACUAGCAAUUUUAUUAACUCAUGUAGUACACGUCAUGUGGGAGAAAUCUCAGUUCAAAAGUAACUCAAGGCAGGGUCUUAGUAUCCUGACUUAUAAGAUCUUCAAUAAAAUACAAUGCAUUUUAGACAAGUGACAGAAUAAAAUUGAAAGCAGUCAUAGGCUUCCUAGGGUGAGAAAUCUGUUGCAAGGAGUAAAGUUUUCUUCCAAUGUCUCUCAGAGUGUACAUUCUGAGAACUGAUACGCAAGAAUUGUAAAAGAGAAUUUAUGUACUGUCCUAAGAGAGAAACUGGAGGAAGGAGGCUAGAAAGACCUUUUGUCUUUGUGAAUCUCUAGAUGACUUUCAAACAACCAGAGAGAGAAGGUAGGGAGUUCUCUUCUGUCUCGAUUAUUCUUAGCUCAACAAUCUUUCAUAGUUGGGAGCUUCAGCAAGUUUAAAAGAUAAUGUGAAUUUUCCAUGGAUGUUUUGAAGACCUCUCAUUAUUUAGGGAGAAAUACUUUUUCUAAGCAUGAAUGCAAACCAACAUUAAUGAGAAUGAAAGUCAUUCUAUUUAAAAAUCAUACCAAUAAUUGUAUCACAGUCUACAAUAUUUUCACUCACACACUCUCUUCAAGGCUUAAAAACAAAGCAAGUUUCUCUAAUUGUACUUUUUUUUUUUUUGGAAGGGAAGUCUCCUUAAGAACUGCUAAAGUGUGGCUGGUACAAAUUGAUACCAACAGCUUUCUUCUGGUUCAUAGUUUAGAGCAAUCCUGAACUUGAUCAAAAUGGUGGACACACACUUUUCAAAGAAUGUGCCACUUCAGGUGAUUUGAAUGGCAAAACUAAUUUCCACUAAGUAAAUACUGUUCAGUUGGUUUUGAAUGCCAGUUGUGGAAAAAUAAUUCAUUUACAUUGCCUAGAAAGGAAAUGCACACACCACAGUGAAAUUUCAGUUUUGUUUGGUAGUUCAAACACUUUUGCUAAUCAAAGGUUAAGUACAAAUCUAUAAAAUAUGAAUUGGAUGUAUAUUGAACCAAAAAUAUCAGAACAUACAAUGGAAUUUAUUUUAAUAUCUUCAAUUAUUAGAUGGAGGAUAUAGGUAUCUCAUAAAUUCAAAGUAAAGGAAAAAUUACAAGUUAAGAUUCUGAUCAGUCAAGUUUCUAGUCAAAAAUUUGUACUUUCAGUUUAAGUACAAUUUAAAAAUUAUUAUGGUUUGAACUAUAAUAAUUCUUUACUUUUUGAUGAAAAAUUUUGAAUUGUUCAAAGUUUCUGCAUCAUUAACUACUCUCACAUUGACAUAUAGUUUUAAAGAAACAUUAUAUCUGUGCUCAUCAUUAAUUUCUGUCCCUUUAGGAAAACAUAAUCUGUCAACUUGACUUUUCCUUCCCUUUCACACUAAUCUGUUAAUUUGCUUCAAAUGCAAACAUAAGUUUGCAAAAAUUUUUGCACUACUGAAAAUGUGAUUUAAAUGACCAUAAAUUGCUCCCUAUAUAUUUAUAAAUGGUCACACAAAUUGAUAAUUCAUGUGGCAGCCAAUCUGUAGGCAUGAAUAUGAUCCUAUCUCUGCUUAAUUUUGAAAACCAUAAGUGAUCAAGUAUGACAAAAUGGCUGGCCAGUCCAAUGAAGUUUAAUAGUCAUGACCAGUUUCUCAAACCAUUUGGUGUUUUGUAGGCACAACUUUAAUGACUGAUGUUUUUAUUCUUUUAUUCAACACAUAUAUAAUGGGUGCCUACCAGGGGAGAGUUACAUAAGUGGCUAAUUCAGAAGAUGAUUAAAGGAUUUUUUUUUCUGUAUUGGGGCACCUUUUUGUAGCUACAACAAAUUUCAAAAUUAUUGUCUGUCUAAGCUCCUCAUUCAGAGAAAAUCCACCAAAGACUAUAUUUGUAGGCAGAGAUAUUUGGCAGGUGAGGAAUUGAGAUCUCAUUGAUUUGUGACUGCUUCAGUUCUAACAAUUUUUGUGACACACAUAAAGUUAUAGCCUUCCACACUAAGCUUAUAGUUACACUUCUAUAAAAAAAGCUGAGCAUGAAGCAAUGAGAAGGUAAGGGAUGGUAUAUAGGCAUCCAGUUUUUAAAAUCGAAGGUUUAACACAAAUUUAGUUUCUUCUUAAUGCCUUGACAUAAUUGCUUGAUAUUAAAAAUUCUAAGUCUCAGAACCUUGGAGAGGAUUAAAAAAGUCAUUUCCUACAGGGUUUUGGCUUAAAGAGACCCUGAACAAUAUAAAUAGGUGGUUAGCAAGGCAUAAAUGUCAGAAGACUCAACAGUUAAACUCACUUAAGAGAUGAAAGAAACAAUCUUGAUGCACAAAAUUAAUCUUUUUGCCCCAUCCAAAGAAAGAUUUAAUGCCUCAAAGGACCAUCAACCUCCCUAUUGGCUGUAGCAUACAGUUUGACACCUCAAUUUUGGGAUCCUACUGAAGACCAUGUCUAACUGCAACAGCCAAUUGUAAUAACAGUAUAGACAAUGCUUUCCUUCUAGAUAAAUAGCAUCACUAAACAUUAACACCUUUUGCUUUCUGCAUGAAACUAGUGUUAUCCCCAGGCUAAAUAAAAUACUAUCUAAAAUUGAUUAUCUUUUAGAUUAGAUGAUUUCCUGCUGUUAUUAGUUGCUGAGCAGAAAGCUAGAACUUAAAUCUAUCAUUUUAUUCCAUAGGGUAGCAUCAUACUUUAAUUAGUUGAUGAGGAAACCAGGAAUGAAAAACACUGAAGCAGUGUCCUUGCAGGAUUUUUAAAUUAAAUAACUAAUUCAGCAAACAUGGGAAGGCAGCAGGCAGGUUUGAAGCAAUCCAAUUUUUUAAGUCUAUUGUAAAGGGUUGGUCAUAAGAGCUGAAUGUCCUUAUUGUUCUAGUUAGGAAACAUGAAAAGUAAGCCAAAAUACAGUGGCAUUUGGUCAGCUUUAAUAUGUAUGAUUAAGAGUUGCAUACAAGGUACUUUUGUAGGCUGACCUUUAGCAAUGGUUCCAAAAUGCCUAGAAGAAAAAAAAUAUCCAAAUGUGAUUCUAAAAAUCCCAUCAUAUAUAAUACAAAGGAUAAAAUGUAUCACCCCAUUAGGAUAUCUAAAAUAAUUAAAAACAGUAUCAACCCCAUAAGUAUUUUCCACGAUUAAAUUAAUGAAAUUCAGUAGAUGGAUUCACUGUUAGAAAUGACUUAUAAUAUUGAGUAAUUUAUAAAUUAAUAGUCUAAAUAUUACUUGUUCAUGGUGAAAAUCAAAAUAUAGGAUCAAUGUAUAUAAGUAAAUUUCUUACUACAAAUCAAAAUCUUCAUAAAUUAUCAAAAAUUCAAAUGUUACUAAGUUUCUAAUCAAAUUUUGAAGUAAAAUAAAUAUCUCUACCAUGUGAGUUGAAAGAGGCACUUGGAAGACAAGAUAAUGAAGAACAGUGAUCCUCAAAGUGUAGUUUUCACACUAAGAGUGUUAGUAAUGCCUGGGAACUUAGAAAUGCUUAUUAUUGGGUUCUACCUCACAUCUACUACUUCAGAAACUUUGGGGAUGGAACCCAGUGAUCAUCUUUUAACAAGCCCUGCUCCAGGUGAUCUUUAUACUUGUUAAAAGCCUGAGAAUCAUCAGUUUGAAAAAACAAGCAUAGACUCUGUAGUCAGACUAACUUCAUCCCAACAUGAAUUCUUUCACUAAUAACCAUGUGGUGAAUUAACCUCCCUGAGUCAUUUCCUGGAGUCUGUAAAACUCAGAUAAUGGUUCCUGCCACAUAGAUGCUUGAGGAAGAAAUAAAUUAUAGUAAAGUGCCUCGCACAUAAUAGGUGCUCAAAAAAUGCUAAUUGUUUCCCAUUCAGGAGAUGACAUUAAAAACAAUCAGGAAACUAAUUUUCCACAAUUUAGUUUUUGUACAGUGUGCUAUGUCUCCAACUAAAUAAUUGUUACCAGAAUUGAAAUUUUUGAUUCCAAAAGACCUAAUUGUAACUAUUGUUUUAGCUCUACUAAUUGUAUUAUGCACUUCCAGGUACACAGCCUUAAAGAGAUAUUUACUAUUUACAAUAAUAAUAAUAGUGAGGAUAUGACUCUCAUCCUUACAAACUUCUACUCUGAAUCAAUGUUAAUGCCACAUAUGCAAAGAUGAUCUGACAAAUUCAGUACUAUUAGCAUGUAUUCUAUAAAGGCUGGUUCACUGAGGAAGUUCCUCCUUAUAUCCAUGACAUCAUGAGCCCCAGAUGGAUAGUUGAAAAACAUUUUAAAAGUACAAUUUCAAAGAUAAGUACACUAUUUUUACAACAAAUUGAACUUUAAGGUUGUAAUGGUUCUUGUCAGGCACCAAGCCCCACUCUCUCAUUGCACAGAUAAAUCACACAGGUCCUAGAUGGCCUAAGCUCCGUGUGGAAUGUUGGAAAUGGCAAGGGCCUCCAUGGGGAAAACCUGCAUUCAAAUACUAUCUUCCCCACUUACUCUUGCACAAACCUUCUGUGAGCCCUGGAACCCAAAACUGCAAAAAUGGAGGAAACAUCUCAUUUACCGUGAAGAGGUGUGUUGAGGAAUCCCUGAUAUAUUUAUGGAAGUGUUUUUGUAAACCAUAGUAUAAAUUGUGAGAUCAUCAUGUGACUUUAGCAUCAGUAUGACAGUGGACAUAUGGUGGUAAUAUAGUAGCACCACUAAACAUCUUAUAAAAAAUUCCCAUUGCACUUUCCUCUAAACCAAACUCACCACGUUUACACUUCAACAAGUCUUUAAAGUGAUUUUCACACAGUUCCCAAAGAGCUAGUUGCUCAGACCUGUAGGCCAUCAGUGUUGGGCGUGCUUUCUCUGCUACAUCAUUUCUUUAUCUGUCAAAUACUACCUUUAUCCAGAAAAUUAUAUAUUUGUAUUGCAAUUGUUUUCUAGGUAUGCAGUAGUUUCCCUCUCCUCUCACUUCUCAAGUGCUCUCAUUUAAAGAUACGUUUUUGUGGUUCUACCUAUCUUAUAAUGAAGUGAUAUUAAUGUUUUGAAAACUACAAGUGCUUUAAAUGCUUUAUAAAGUAUUAGAUACUGUGAUCUAUCAGUGCCCAAGUUUAAAAUAAUUCAUCUCAUAUCCUUGUGUCACAUGUACACCUUACUUUAAUGUCCAAUACAGAAAAUUCACAGAAAGGCAUCAAUUAUUAAUAAUUAACUGCAAGAAAUUAUCAUUGGCUUAUAUGUAGACACUUUUUAAAUGGAGGUUUUGAGAGAUGACUAACAAGAAGUUAUUUGAAAUUAACAUAUUAUUAUUACAAAUAGAAGAAUAAAACAUCUAUAGAAAUAUGUUAAGAACAAAGAACCACUUAAUCAACUGACCAAUUUUAUUGUUCUGCCAAUCAUAAUCCAACUUUAAAUGAUAAUAUCAAAUUUAUUACAAAAGCACUCCCAAUAUUAUUAUGAGAAGGCGAUAUUAACAUGCCUGUUCUUAAAAAGUUAAUGUCAAAAAUUUGAUGAGCUCCUAAAUUAUAGUAUGACAUCUAUGACUUCCAUAAGUUAAUUUACAUUUAAAAAACAUGAAGCGAUUUGGUACAUCUGUGGUUUUCAAGCACUCUGGGUUUAAUCUAUAAUACCCUUUGUACUUCCUCUGUGUGCAUUUUAGUUCUUUUUAUUUUUUCAUUUUUAACUGGCACAUAAAAGUUGAACUUAUUUAUGAGGCACCAAACGAUGUUUCUACACAUGUAUAAGAUGCAUAAUGUCAAUCAGGGUAAACAUAUCUGUCUCCUCAAACAGUUAUUAGUGUUGUUUUUAAAUGUGAAAGAAUGACAACAUUAUCAUCUAAACAAUAUUUUUUUUUGCAUUACUCACAUACAAAUGUUUGAGUACACAGCAAAAUUUCACACUAUUUUUACCCUUAUUUAGGAAUAAAAUUCAAAGAUCAGCAAUCUAAUAACCUCUUCCACAUACAUCCUGAAUGCCCCUAAAAUUACAAUAGAACAGACAUGAUGUAGCAUCCUUCUUCCAAAUGUUAAAGAAAUAAAAGACUGAGAAGUUCAUAGUUAUCUCCUAGGAAUCUGCUGAUCUCAAUUAAAGGUACAUUACCUAUUUUUAGCAGAAAUUUGCAUUUUAUUUUAAUGGAAAAAUGCAUUGUAUUAGAAUGUCUAUCAGUUAAAGAAUAAUAUAUUCCAAAAAAGAAUGUGUGUAAUCACUUGAAAAUUUCAGUUACUUGGUAUAAAAAAGCUCACCCGCAUCUUGUUGAGUAGUAUCUUGGAAUGCUUUAAACUAAGUGAAACAAUCUACCAAAACAUACUACUUCCUAGUCUUUAUGCACAUAAUGUAGCAUGAAAUCAUGAUGCUUUUGAAAUAUUCUGUGCAGAAAUAUUUAUUUUUAGCAAAUAUUUUCUUCAAAGAUUGGUAUGUUGCAUUGACAGUGUAAUCUACAUGCACAACUAGUUUUGCAAUAACCUACAAAUAACUGUAAAUAACAAAAAUGUAAAUUUCAUGUAAAAAUGGUUGCAAAUUUUUGGUAGCUAAAUGAAGUGUACAAGUUGUAUUGAAAAUAUAGUAUAUAUACAUAAUUUAAGAGUGAAGCAUAUAAUUUCUGAUCUAUUUAUACAUGAAAAACUCAACAAUUUGUAAAAGAAAUUAUUUUGGGGAAAAAGAAAGUAAAUCUCAUUAGUUAGAUAGGCUACUUUUACUAGAGAAGCCAACUAUUUCCAACAUUUUACUAGGUCUAGUACUAGAUAAAGGCAUGGUGGUGCUGAUGUAUUUCAUGAAAUCACAUAACUGUAACAGUGCUACUCUUUUUUGAGUUCCAUAAGAACACUAGUAAGAUGGACUGAGUGGUAAAAAGCAUUAAAUCUAAAAUUAAAGGAACAAAAAUAUUUCACUUAUCAUUGCCUAUCAAGACCACAAUAGUAAUUAGCUGAAACAUUUAUUCAUUACCUAAAAUGUCUAAAAAUGAACAGGCUUUGACUUAUAUUUCAAGGAAUUUUUAUGUAAACUUGAUUCAGUUUUCCUAAAAAGAAAUGAAAAUAUCCAGAUAAUGUUA
Oryctolagus cuniculus (rabbit) is the source of this 11461-nucleotide messenger RNA. RefSeq names its product potassium voltage-gated channel subfamily H member 7 (gene KCNH7). The record is from RefSeq and is a predicted model, not a curated record. Gene Ontology annotation, molecular function: inward rectifier potassium channel activity. Gene Ontology annotation, cellular component: plasma membrane. Lineage: Eukaryota; Metazoa; Chordata; Mammalia; Lagomorpha; Leporidae. Gene Ontology annotation, biological process: potassium ion transmembrane transport; regulation of membrane potential.